This is a messenger RNA of Caenorhabditis elegans, 233 nucleotides long. NCBI's taxonomy places the organism in Eukaryota, Metazoa, Nematoda, Chromadorea, Rhabditida, Rhabditidae. The record is from the annotation of a RefSeq genome assembly.
CAGAUUGAUACAAAUUCAACUAUUCCAACGGCUGUAUCCGCAAACUAUCGCAGAAUAGUACAGGAUAAAGACGAAGAACACAUUUAUAGAACAAAGAAAAAGGUACAAUUAACUAUAACAAGAAGCAAAAUGCGUUGAUUUUGAAAAAAGUAAAAGAAUCUGAUUUCGGUAAAUAUAUGACUGGAAAUAAGAAAUCUCCGAAAACUCUUGUCAAAGCAACAACGAGAGGAUAA